AUGGCUGUUGGUCUCGCGUGCGCGACAUAUUUCGCUUGGGCUAGCAUGACUUUCGUUCUCGGUCUCGUUUGCUUGCAUAUGAUCUUGAAUGUGGCUAUCAUUGCUUGCACCGCCCUUUUUGUUAGCAAGUAUUAA
Molecule: messenger RNA, 135 nt
Organism: Sclerotinia sclerotiorum 1980 UF-70
Lineage: Eukaryota; Fungi; Ascomycota; Leotiomycetes; Helotiales; Sclerotiniaceae
Exons: 1
Coding region: 1-135 (44 amino acids)
Source: RefSeq, a predicted model, not a curated record